Molecule: messenger RNA, 1935 nt
Organism: Camellia sinensis
Lineage: Eukaryota; Viridiplantae; Streptophyta; Magnoliopsida; Ericales; Theaceae
Product: disease resistance RPP13-like protein 4
Biological process (GO): defense response to other organism
Source: RefSeq, a predicted model, not a curated record
AUGCCAACUCGUGAGAAACCAAUCGACAUCGUCCUAAUUCUCCUCAAACACUUAAACCAAAGAAACCCAGAUCCCACUCCCCAAAGCAACCCAGAUCCCACUCCCCAAAGCAACCCAGAUCUUCUUCAUAAUACCUUGAAAAAAAUCAAAGCCGUGCUUGAAGACAUCAAAGAUGACUCGAUCCCUCGAUUCAAUCACUGCAAUGAAGCUCUUAUUGAAAAACUCACCCAAUUAGAGUCCUACAUCGCUGACGAAGACAAUAUUAAAGAUAACAUCAAUUGGAUCGAAGAAAACCUUGGAGAAAUUCAGGAUUUAAAAACCCGGAUUCAACGACUAGAAUUGGGAAAAAAGCCACCACAGGAAGAUCAAUCGGUAGAUGAAGCCAAUAAAGAUUCGAGGGAUUGGUUGCAAUUAAGGGUUGAGGAGAACAUUCUAAAUUCGCCUGCCAUGGUUCAUCUUCAGCGGAGCUAUGAUGUUCUGGAUAUUCAACUCAAGCUCUGUUUGCUCUGUUUGGCAAUUUUUCCUCAGGAAAAAGUUAAGAAAAAGUCAUUGAUCUAUUGGUGGAUUGGGGAAGGUUUGAUAAGCAAAUCUAGAGUUAAGUCCGCGGAGGAGGUAGGGGAAGGAGUGUUUCUGAAGCUCAUUGAGAAGGGAUUGAUACAACCAUACUCCAAAAACCAGAAAAAACCUAUUGUGGAUGGUUGUACAACGCAUCCUUGGGUUCGUCGAAUGUUGAUUGCAGCCGCUAAAAAAGCCAACUUCUUUGAUUUUGAUGAUGCCGGUAAGAUUAAUGUGGAUAAUAAUAAUGCCUUGAACUCGCAGCGUGUUUGCUUAGUUGUGGGUAGUGGAAGUCUUAGAGAGGAGGAAUUGUUCACAAUAUUCAAUGUAAAUGUGGAUUACUUGAGUUUGAAGGCUAAAUUGUUUUCAAAAUUUAGGAAGCUUGUGGUUGUUCAAUUGGGUAGGUGGCAGAACUCAACUGAACAUCAUAUUGAGGUGGAUGGUGAAGAGUUCUUGAAGGAAUUAGGGGCACAAAAGCACUUGAGGUAUCUUAGUCUUCAUGGGAUUUCGAGAAUUACAGCAUUACCUCCUUCAAUUGUUAAGUGCAUCAAUCUUGAAAUUCUUGACCUUAGGGCUUGUCACAAUUUAGAAAGAUUGCCUUCUGAUAUCGGGGCAUUGAGGAAGCUCACACACUUGGAUGUAUCCCAAUGUUACUUACUCGAAAGCAUGCCAAAGGGGAUCGAAAAGAUUGCUUCGCUCCAAGUGCUUAAGGGUUUUGUUAUAGGACAUUCGAGGAAAAAUCCUUGCAAGUUGGGUGAUCUUGGUCAGUUGAAGAAACUGAGAAAGCUGAGUAUACACAUAGGGAGUAAUGCAGUUACUGAGGAAGGAGAGCUCAAUAAGUUGAAGGAAAUUACGAGUCUUCGAAUCCUAACAAUUUCAUGGGGGCAAGUAGGCAUGAAGACGACACCGAAUGGACAAGCUCCACAGUUGACUGAAACUGCUUCCUUCACAAUGAGGUCUUUCUCAUUUCCACCAAAGUUAGUGAAACUGGAUCUUAGGUGCCUCCCUCAAGAAAAAGCCCCGGAGUGGUUAAAACCUAGCAACAUGGAGGAGUUAAAGAGGCUGUACAUUAGGGGAGGAAAACUCGUUUGCUUGGAUCCAGAGGAGAAUAAGAAGUGGAAAGUGGAGAUUUUACGGUUGAAAUAUCUGAAGAACCUGAAACUAGAGGGAAAAAUUUUGCAGAAAGAUUUUCCUGAUCUAGUUUACUUUGAGAAUAUUGGUCCCUAUCUUGAUGACGACACCCAAUAUGAAAUGAAUGUUGAGUGGAAUAAUGCUGAGGGAUGGGAAGAACUCAGAAGGAAGCUCGAAUCAACUUCUACGAUUAGAAGAGAAAAUCAAGACAAAGAUGAAAGAGCUGGGACUCUAUCUGCCUAUGAAUAA